GAAUUUUCCAGACUGAAGAGAGAAUUGGAACGCCGAGGAGGUGGAGGAAAGAAAGUUAAAAGGAGAAGAAGAGGAAAGAAUGGUUAGAAGCCAAGUUAUAUGAUUAUUAUUGUAUUUUUGUAUUUUACCAAAUAUACAAGAAGCCUAACUGCGGGUACAAAACACGACGCUAAAUUCAGUGUUUCCAGUUUUGUUUUUCACAAGACGAAUUUCGCUCGCUAGGUCUUGACUUCGUAAGCACAGCAGUAAACGUAUCUCGUUCAAGCUCAAAGUUUCCUCAAUUAUUUUUCGUUUUUUAUUGGGACAAACCGAUGCUCGUUUCUACAACCUUCUUCCAUUUUCACAUGCUCACAUACCCACUUACAAUCCUCUAUUUAUCCAACGUUAAAAAGUUAACAAGGAAAACCCUUCGAUCUUCCUAGAUACGUCGCUAAGGGCCUCUGCUCGCUGGGUAAUGUUGAUAGAAAAAAGACAAUCAUUUUGCAAGCUUACGUUGUGCCGCCUGCGAAUGUAUUUCAACUUUUGAAGCUUGUUCAUUCCAUAAAAACGUGUCUGUUUCCAGGCUCAGUCGAAGAAGAAGAAAUCGAGGAAGAGGGUGAAGAGGGAGUUGAGAGUACAGAUGACAAAAUCAAAGCUGAACGGGCUAAACUUGAAGAGGACAAAAAAGCCUUGCAGGAUAAUCAUUCCAUGAUGGCUGAGGUUCGUAACCGCUUUAAACUCACUGACUUUCUUUAUGUCUUUAAUGGCUGAGACCCUAACACCUGAAAGCUCAACUACUAUAAAGAUCCAAACGAACAACUAUUAUGAUCCAAAAUAUUACAAAACUUUGAAUGAAGUUGGUGUGAACUGCAGAAAUACAAAUCUGAAUUCAGUAUGACCUUCGCGGUUUUGAUUGCGUUAGCAAUUCAAACAAGUGCAAAUAAAACAUGAAAAAAAGACACUUUGUUGAGAUCACCGCUUGAUACAUUGAGGAAGAGUAAAUGUUUCAGAAAAAAAAAAAAACAGAAAAACAUUGAAAUAUAAACAACAAUUAAACGAUUACCAAUGAUUUGACACAAAAGGAUUCACCUUCAUUGUCUAUCGAACAGAUUUCUGUCGCUAGACAUCCAGCGUUUUGUAUCAUCAAAUGUGAAGUUCUUUAUUUUAUUGCCGAAGUCAAACGGAAAGCAGACCACGUGAUCACGCGCCUUUAGUACCGUUUUAUCACGUAAUGUCGUUAUAGAAAUGCUUUGAUCUAUGUAAGGAUCAUUAUUGGCCCUAUCAGAAUCACGAUGGAGAUCAUGCUGUUGGUAUAUGAAAAAUAUUUCAAUUGUCAUUGUCAUCAAACUUAUGAUAAGUACUACUUUUCUGUGUUCAGGAGAAGGAAAAGUUCCUGGGUGAAAUACAAAAGCGAGAGCAGCAGUUGAAAAAACAGCAAGAACAACAAUCAGCUUUAACAGCAAAAAUCAAGGUCAGUUAACAUCCAUGUUAGUUAAUUGACCCAGUUACUGUUGCAGUGUCACUGUCUCUCAUUGUUUGAGUGAAUUACAAGUCGUGCAGCAUUCAUUACCAGAUAUGAAACCCCGACCCGGAUCCAGUCUACAAUCGGUUCCAUGCGGCGCAGACUAGGUUGUUUACUGCCUCCCUGUUUUCUCAAUGCAACGACGACGGCAGGUUAAACAUCGCUGAAGUCGCGCUUUUCCACCCUUCGUUCAAUUUUUCCUUCUUGCUCAACCCUUGAAGCACUAAAAUGCACAUACAAAUUCUCCAGGAAGAACUAGAUGAGAGAAUUUGAUAAAUGAUCAAAACAUUUCCUCUUUAAUGAUCCUUUCAAUAAUUCUCAGAAGCUUUUCUCUUGACGGUGUAUUGCUAUCAUUAGGAGAAAGUUGAUGUUGCAUUUUUUUGGAACUUGAAGUGUUAAAUUGCCAACAUUGAAACCAAUGUUCUAUGCUGCCUUCUGCUUCUGAUAGUGAAUUGCAGCUUACUGUGUUCUGGCAUUCGCAGAAGGCAAGUUUGGGUUUUAAAGUGACAGUGGCCCUUCGACUUUUCUUUUGUUGGGCAUUUGCUGAGCUUCAUUUCUGUGGGAAAUGUUUCCAGGAAACUGCCGAGGUUGGUGAAGUUAUUUGCAAGGAAAAACGGCAGUGGUCGACUCCCUUAAAUUUUGGUCUUGUUGUUUGUUUGCUUGUUUGUUUUCCUUUUUUCUCCUGUCUUCUGUUUGACUAAAUUGUUUAUUGUUUAUUGUUUAUUGUUUGUUUGCCAAAAAUUGUACAAAUGAAAAAAUAAAUCUAAUUACUUAAACUCUCAUGGCGAGGAAGCCCAAGAGAAUCCACCGGGCUUAUAAGGAAUGGGCUCCCUCAGUUAAAUAAUUAGAACAAAAUAUCAUCAUAAUUACACAUGGGGAAAUCAAUGGCAGAGCUACAGUAAAUCUUAAUAAAUAGGUAUAUUAGAUAGUCGUACUAAUCAUAGUUCUAGGCUAAAAAAAGCGAAAUGACAAAAAGAAAACAAAAACAAAAACGAAAGAAAAUAAAAGAGCAAAGGAAGAAAAAAAAAUACAUACAUAUAUAUAUAUAUAUAAAUUACUAUUUAUGAUAAGAGGAAUGCUUUCAGUUUACAGCAAAAGGAAGCGGUACUUGUUCCCAUUUGAGUGUGUUUAGAAUGAUCUCUUACCCCCUGCAUAUGUUAGGUGUCACAAGUGGUACAACGGACGGGGAUCCGCACGGGCGGCUCAAGUGUGAACGGGUUAAGUACACAAUCAUCUAACUUUAUUAGUUUCCUUUCACAGAUGAUGGAAAGCAAAUUAUUGGUUGGAGGAAAAAGUAUUGUAGACACAACCACUGAACAGGAACGAGCUCUUGAAGAACGGAGACGACAAAUCGCUGAACAGCAUGUAAGUUAUUGUUUCAGUUGACCAUUUUCGCGAUGAAUUCAUUUUACUUAACAUCCUUUGAGGUUUUGCUUUCUCCAGCUAAUGAGGACCUGUAUUAUUUCAACCCCGCUGAUAAUAACGCCAUCGUUAUAGGGCCCCUGAAUUUCAGGAGUGACUCCUUGGUAUCGAUUUUUGUGAUAUGUAGUGAUUGCGGAUGAACUACACUGAUGUGGACUCUCUUCACGAUCAGGCAUAACAUGAGACCUGUAAGGGUCAGGUACCCGCAUCCUUCUUUGCUCUAGUGGGAUCAAUUUAGCGGUAUAAAAAGACACGGAACGUUUAUUUUCAAACAUACAGAACAACUUCAUUUUAUGGAAAUGAAUACGAAGUGCGUUCUUGUUAUCUAAACUUAGCCUCCUACUCAGUCUUCCUCAGAACGCAAUUCUUAUAAUCUUGAGGCCUGAAAAGUGCAGAACCUAGGCUUCAUAUUUUGUUUGAAAUAACGGAAGUAGAGAAUAGAACAAUUCUAGGGGCAAACUCAAAAUAAUUGUUACUCCUACAACAAUUGUUUAUUUUGUUUCGGUUUGCCUUAUGGUUAUUCCCAUCAGUGGAAAGUCUAAAAAGCUUUGUAAUUCCACAACUUGCAGCUAGUUUGGCUCUGUUGAAUACAUUGCGACUUACGAUUUUGUUCUUUCGCUUAUGUUGAAUAGAUACUUUUUUCCCUUCUUUUUAGCGACGUGAAAGAGAGAUGCAGCAAAAACUCGAAGAAAAAGACGAAAGUACAGUAGAGAUAAAAGAAACGUUCACAUCUCUACAGCAAGAGGUGGAUAGUAAAACUAAGAAACUGAAAAAGGUAAGGUUGUUUGUUUUGGCGAAUCUUUGUUUACAUUUUUUUGCCUCAUUAACAUAAUGCUCAUCAUUAUUUGACGAUGCUAAUAAAAUAAAACCUUCGAAUAUUGAAAGAGCAUAACAAUUUCAGUUAUCGCUGAAAAUUUGAGCCUGAUGCACCAAAUGGUUUCGCAGAAAUUCUCUUUUAAAUACUCCAAAUUUUACAAAGUAUGUAUGGCUCAUUAACAUUUUUGCCACCCAUCAAUCUCGCAGUUUUCGAUGGCUGAUUUAGUGAUAUUUCCUUCAACAUUGCUUGCAAAGAACUGAAAAGUGCACAACUUACUCAAGUUAAUCAGCUCAUUCAACUUUUAAAUUUAGAUCGUAUAUACGACCACGGCUUCUAUGAGUUAAGUCGUAUGCUAAUGAGGAAAAAUGUAAACAGUGACGUCAGCAAAGAUUUGCCUAUUGAAAAAUAUCUCGAUGACUUUGUCAUAAGACUGGACUGUUUUGAUCCCACCCUUAAUAUCCACUGUGUGAGGAAUCCAUUUUUUCCUGUAGCUGUUUGGAAAAUUGCAAACUAUUCGGGCGGAGAUUGCUGACCAGCAAGAAGCGCAUAUUCGGGAACGACAGGAGUUAGAGCAAGCACAAGAGGAUCUCACGCGGGAACUGAAACUAAAGUAAGUCGGGAAAAUGUGUGAUACUGAGAAAUGAUGUUUAUUGUCAUUAAGUUACACAGACGAACCAGGAAAAAGAAAUUCGAGUUCUCUCAACAAAAGUGGACUCAACCACGGAGCUGCAUGAGGCACGUUGGAGCUAGCAUUAACUUAUCAUUGAACAAAGGAGACUGACUUAGAGGAACCGCUUUGGUAAAUGAAAACAGGAUCAUUUUAACAUGGAUUUGCGAUUAUCAAUUUUCAAGCUGGCACAGAAUAUCAACUAUCCAGCCUCGGCUAAGAAAACUUACCCAAGGCUUUGAUUAUUCCGAAUAUGACAAAAGCCUUAAUGAUUUAAAGUUAGAAAUAUAAUAACGGCAAAUGCACUAUCGCACGGAACACAGUUGAAUGUUUAUCUCCAAAGAAAGAAUAGAAAUUGCUCUUGGACUGAAUCAAUUAUCCUGCACUCAAGCUUUCUCUUUUGAGUGGCGAGGGGAGCAAUUUGCGAGAGAGCGCUCAAGUGAGUGGCGCUCCGCUCGCGUCUUCUACCACGUGCCGCUCGCGGAUAGCUCACAAUCACACAUUGUGCGCAACCUAUAGAUUGAUCACUUUAAUACCUGUUAGCAUACUAGUGUCUAAGAACUUGUAGAGAGCUCUAGUUUCCAGAAUUAACUGUAGGCUCUUAGCCAAUAAGAAGGCAGAUGGUGAGUACAAUGUAUAACAACAAAUGCGCUGGAUUUUCUUUUUCUUUUUCUUAGGACGCUAAUAAUAGAAAACUUUAUUCCACCUGACGAAAAAGUGAAACUAACAAACAGAGCGACUUUCGAUGAAGAAAACGAAGAAUGGAAAUUGAAACCUUCCUCUCAAAAUUCCAGGUAAGUUUUUUUCUGAUGUGUAUAGGCUGUUACUAGUACGACUGGAACGGCGGUGAAAACGUCACUUAAAUGUGAAUUUGCGCUGUUUCAAACUUCAUCGCUCAUUCCAUUUCAUUCAAUUUGUCAAAUGUUGGCGAAUUUUUCUGGAGUUGAAUACAAAAGGACUGUUUCUAAGUUUAGAAAAAAAAAACAAAACGUUCACUUCGCAUACGUGCAACGACGGCUGAGAAAUGUAAAAAGAAAGCGUGAUGCACGUGGAAAGUUGUUUUGCUAAUCCCGACUUAAAUUUUUUUCUUCUUACCGUUCUCAUUGACAUCACAUUUAUGGUACGAGGUCACAAACAAAGUUCAUCGUUAAGCACAGUAACUGAGUUAGUGACUCACUAACUCAGUUACUGUGCUUAACGAUGAACUUUGUUUGUGACCUCGUACCAUAAAUGUGAUGUCAUCUGUUUGUCGAGGAGCAGGAUUUGGCAAAAGCGGUUGGAAAAGGGAUGCCGGCGAAAGUAUGGGGAUGUAUAGUCAAAAUAUGAGUAAAAUUUUAAAAUUAUUUCAAUAAUGUUGUGGUAAUGUAAAAGGCCACAGGUUAUAGGGAAUUUGGGUUCCGCCUGUUUCACCAUCAUCAUUUCAACCACUUAUCAUCUUAAGUUCCAUGUAAUAGUUAUUAUUAUGGCCAUUUAAUCUAUUUUCAUUUUUUGGAAUCACACGUUCAUGCAAAUACAGCGUGUUGUUACAAUGUAACUACUUGGUGAGUGUGUUAGUUGAGUACACUUGGCGGCCUUUUCUCGGACAACACCCCACUGAAAUCUUAUGUUACAUUACACAGUCAGCAAGCUAUGGCCAAACGACCCGUGUCAGCCGUCGGCAACAGACGACCUAUCACCGAGUACGCCAGGAUGGCCGCUGCUAUGGGAGGUCACAUGAGAUACAAGGUAUAACAGCUUUCAGUGGAAUUCGUUAACUUUGUUGUAGAUGUCCCUUCUAUAAUUUUCGGAUCUUUCACUCGGUGCAGCUCUACUCUUGUCGUCAUUUACAGCUUUUACACGUGUAAUUUACAAGUGUAGCUAUUGUUUUUAGACUCUAAAACAAUGCUACAAUUGUAAAUUACAUUUGUUAAAGUUUUAUUAAAUUGACCCCAGGGCCGCGCAGGUCAGCUAUGAAAAGGGAGUUCAAGCAGCGACGUUUUAGAGCGACGCACGUCAACCGGAAGUGAGCCUUUCUCUCUUUUAAUAAGCCUUGACGCUAUCAAAUUUGUAUUAAAAACGUCACUGCUUAAACUCCUUAUUGGCCAAUUUUUUUCCUUGUCCCCAGUAGCAGUCGCACCGCAAAAUCCGAUUUGUUUGACUACAAAGGCCCGUAUCUCGUCCGCAAAGACAUCUUUCGACUAAUCAUGAUAUUUUUCUCCUGUAAAGGCUGAGAAUAUUAUCAUGAUAGAGUUGGAUAUGCCGAACAGGACGACCAGGGAUUAUGAAGGGCCUGCUGUGGCACCGAAAGUCCAGGCUGCUCUUGAUGCCGCUCUGCAGGACGAAGAGGAUCUCACACUGGAUGCUGAGUGAGUGUUUACACAGUGUCAAGUAAUAUGCUGCAUGAUCUUUCGCCCCCGUUCGCAUUCACAACACAUGCUUAAAUACACCAGCUUUAGCAAGAAUGAAAAUCAGUUAGGAAAGCGUUAAGCUAGACUUCCACUAGUUCAAGCUUAUUUCCUUGCCAAAGCCAUACGUAGUUGUGGAAAAAUUAGGAAUAUGAGAAUUUCAUUUCAGUCGUGCUAUAGUCGAACUUCACCGCCCUUUAAGACACCUCCAGAAUACGAACACCUCUUCAAAUCAGACACAGACAGUACUCUCGUUCUCCAAGAUGUCAAACUACACACUGUCCUAAUCCUGUAUUACAGACAACUUUGUAGCGCCGACACUCCGUAAUGUGUCCUUUCUGAGGAGGUAUCACUAAACUUGUUAACCAAUACCGCAUGUCUAUCUUUUUUAGUAAAUGCCACCUCCACGCUGUUAAAAUUGUAUUACACGUCCCUCUCUAAUAAACGUCCCGUCUAAUAAACGCCCCCUAUGAGAAUUACUCAAAACUAAUUGGGAUUAGCAAAAAAGAAGCAUAAUCAUUCAAUUCUUUCAGUUUCUUGCUUGAUUAACAAGGCUCUGGCGGCGUAUUUUAUCUUGCUCAAUGUUAAUUUCAAAGUAAGGAUAGAAUAACGAUUGCCACACAAUAACCCUGAGCCGCGAGGAUUUUGACAUCGAUAUUAAGUUGUGAUCUGAAAGAGCGAUAUGGAUCCCUAGAAGGCCUAAACGUAUCGACUGAUGGAGUGGAUGUUCCGCUGUUUUUAAACUCUCUUGAAAUUUUUGCCGAAAGCAUAUUAGUUUUGUUGAGGUUGUUCGAGUAAUGAGAAUAGACGCCCCGGGCGUUUAUUAGGCCAUUUACUGUACAGAGUGUAGGCAGAGUAUCAUAGAGUUUUGGAAUUAUUUUCUUAGGGUUUUUCUGGUCUCCUAAGUUUUUCUCGAAGGUAUGGUAAUUCCUUUUUACGUACUUUCCUUUUUCAGUGUUCUUCUCAGUAAAACGAAAGUGAAAUCAAAGAGACGAGAUAGACCUGACCGAACAUCUGAGCGUCCGAAAACGGGGUAAGCAUAGAAAUGUCACGUCAAGGGCAGUGAAAAGCCAAUCAAUAUUAUCCGUUUGAUGAGUAGGUAUAAAGAUCGCUUAUUUACCAGUGCUUGGUUUUCACACGUUUCUUGACUUUCAUGAUAAAAGCCUUUUAUAGAGCCCCCCUCACUGAUCUCCCGGAUUUGAAGUACAGUAUUCCACAUUGAAAAUUUGUUUGCCCAGUACGGAACACAAGGAUUAGGCCACACUGGGAAAGGAAGAACAAUUUUUUCAAACUAGGUUAUUUACUAUAGAUUCUGGUAAUAGUACGAAAUAGUGUAUCAAGAGAUUAGGUAUUUAGUGAGAAAGUUGAAAAUUUUGUUGCCGUUGUUGUUGUUGUUGUUGUUUUUCUUUUUAGGUAUUGGUGACCCUCCGGCUUUUCCUUUACUACAUGUAAUACCAUGCAUGUAUUUACAAUACAUGUGUAGAUUUUCUAUUUAAGCCCCUAUCCUUUAUUAGUAAAAUCCAACUAGUGGUCUAUUAUCAAUGCUACGUUCUGAUUGGUUGAGCUACUACUAGGCUAUAUGUUAUAGCCCACUAGUAGCGAAAAGCGCCAGUUUUGAAAACCAAAACAAUGGCGGCUGAAUCGCGUUUUGCUAAGUUGUUUUGUCUCGAUAUUUUUGACCAACUAGUUGGAUUUUACUAAAACAAUUUUUGAGUAGCGAAAAGCGCCAGUUUUGAAAACCAAAACAAUGGCGGCUGAAUCGCGUUUUGCUAAGUUGUUUUGUCUCGAUAUUUUUUACCAACUAGUUGGAUUUCACUAAAACAAUUUUUUCUCUCGCCCUCAUGGCCUCUGAGUCAAUAGCCCAUUCGGCCUUCGGCCUCAUGGGUUAUUGACUCAGAGCCCAUUCGUGCUCGAGGAAUAAUUGUUUAUGUUCCCCCUCUUAAAUCAUAAUCACGGCAGAGAUGGUGAGGUACAUCGUGUACAAGAGGUAUAACUAAAUCGAACUGUUACUUCCCCCUUUAAAAUUAUCAGUUUUACCUAUUAAUGUUUGGAAUCAGUGCUGAAUUUUUCGAUUAUUUAUCUCUGCCAGUGCAUCAUUCAUCUUCAGUGUUAUCUUAGCUUUAAUAAGCCCUUUUGGAACACGACGUGGAGAAAUAAUAACCUUAUCGUCAGAAAAUCCCUGUUUGUUGUGUAAACUAUGACAUGAGUUAAAUGUCUUAACUCUACGUUCUUGUCAGGCGAAAGAGUCGAGGCCCUCAGUCAUCAGGUCAGCAGCAAGGGGCAUCAGAGUCUGCUCAGUAUCCAACUGCCAGAGGUCUUCUGGCGCAGCAAAAGAGAGUGUUACCACAAUAA
Porites evermanni is the source of this 9143-nucleotide messenger RNA. NCBI's taxonomy places the organism in Eukaryota, Metazoa, Cnidaria, Anthozoa, Scleractinia, Poritidae. The record is from the annotation of a GenBank genome assembly.